Medicago truncatula (barrel medic) is the source of this 2051-nucleotide messenger RNA. RefSeq names its product cell division protein FtsZ homolog 2-1, chloroplastic. NCBI's taxonomy places the organism in Eukaryota, Viridiplantae, Streptophyta, Magnoliopsida, Fabales, Fabaceae. The transcript is spliced from 8 exons. The record is from RefSeq and is a predicted model, not a curated record. Gene Ontology annotation, biological process: chloroplast fission. The coding region runs from base 249 to 1733 and encodes 494 amino acids. Gene Ontology annotation, cellular component: chloroplast; cytoplasm. Gene Ontology annotation, molecular function: GTP binding; GTPase activity.
CACAUUUUCAUUUCGUUAUCAAGAACAAUGGACAGCUAAGAAAAUAGACCGUGUUUGUUGUGAAAUAACAAAACCCUCUUUUUCUUUGGUUCCACCAUCAAUCACUCACUCACUCACUCACUCGAAUGUUACUCUCGCUUUCCCAAUACAUCAUCUUCAAUCCAUUCCUCAGGUACUACUGCAACCGAAUUGCAUCCUCCACACUUUGAAUUUCUGAUUUUUCUAAAUUCACACAUUAAUUACCACUUAUGAGUUUGGAUACUGUAAGAAUGGCUUCUUGUUUUGCACCUACGAAUUCAAGAAAUUCAGCAGGGGUACUCGCUGUUAAUGGAGGAAGAAAACUGUUAGAAAAUCAUCACAUUAACAAAUCAUGUUUCGUCAAAAUUCACGAAAAUAAGUUUGCAUUUUCUAGCGUUAACAACAGAAAGUGUGGUUUGUUUCAAGUGAAGUCGACAGGGUUACCGAAUUCGCACAGUGUCAGUCCUUAUCAUCAUAGCAAAGACCCUUUUUUGGAUCUUCAUCCUGAGAUUUCAAUGCUUAGAGGAGAAGGAAGCAGUGGAUUAAACAACUCUACGCGUCCGAGAAAGGAUACGUCCGGUGGUGAUGUGAUGGAAGGGUUGGAAGACAAUUUGACUCCGAGUAAUUAUAAUGAAGCGAAGAUUAAGGUUAUUGGUGUGGGUGGUGGUGGAUCGAAUGCUGUGAAUCGUAUGAUUGAGAGUUCCAUGAAUGGUGUGGAGUUUUGGAUUGUUAAUACUGAUGUUCAGGCUAUGAGAAUGUCGCCUGUCAAUUCUGAGAACCGGUUGCCAAUUGGUCAAGAGCUUACACGAGGUCUUGGUGCUGGUGGCAACCCGGAGAUUGGUAUGAAUGCUGCUAAAGAAAGUAAAGAUUCGAUACAAGAGGCGGUUUAUGGAGCUGAUAUGGUCUUUGUUACUGCUGGAAUGGGUGGAGGAACUGGUACUGGUGCAGCCCCAGUUAUUGCUGGUAUCACAAAGUCAAUGGGUAUACUAACUGUUGGUAUUGUCACAACCCCUUUCUCGUUUGAAGGACGGCGGAGGGCAGUUCAAGCACAAGAAGGAAUUGCAGCCUUAAGAGACAAUGUUGAUACCCUGAUAGUUAUUCCAAAUGACAAGUUGCUUACUGCAGUUUCUCAGUCUACCCCUGUAACUGAAGCAUUCAAUCUGGCUGAUGAUAUUCUUCGACAAGGUGUUCGUGGCAUUUCUGAUAUUAUUACGAUACCCGGGUUGGUGAAUGUCGACUUUGCCGAUGUUAGAGCUAUAAUGGCUAAUGCAGGUUCUUCACUUAUGGGGAUAGGAACUGCAACUGGGAAAACGAGGGCAAGAGAUGCUGCAUUAAAUGCUAUCCAGUCGCCCUUACUAGAUAUUGGUAUAGAGAGGGCCACUGGAAUUGUAUGGAACAUAACUGGUGGAAGUGAUCUGACCUUGUUUGAGGUAAAUGCCGCAGCAGAAGUUAUAUACGACCUUGUAGACCCCACUGCCAAUUUAAUAUUUGGAGCAGUAAUAGAUCCAUCACUUAGUGGUCAGGUGAGCAUAACAUUGAUUGCUACUGGAUUCAAGCGUCAAGAGGAAAGUGAAGCGAGACCCGUACAGGCCAAUCAACUCACACAAGGAGAUACCGUUGUCAGUCGGCGAUCUUCCACUUUCACUGAUGGUAGUUUGGUUGAAAUCCCAGAAUUCUUAAAGAAGAAAGGGCGCUUACGCUAUCCAAGAGCUUAAUACUCUUUUCCCCCAACUUCUUUAAUUCCUUGUAUUUCUUUACCACUGCAUCAAUAUUAGGGGUAGAGUUAAACAUUGGUCUAGCUAGAUUCCCGUUUUUGCCCUUUAUAGCAAUUUUAGAUCCUUGUUGUCCAUGAAAGCUAAGAACUUUCCAAACUUGUGUGUUUUGAGGCUUGUUGACAUGUGUGAACAAGUUAGCUUAUAUUUUUGUACAGAGAAAAUACCAGUAAUGGUCAGGGCUUGUUAUAGAUGUUUGUUGCCUUCUUCAAGUAAGCUACUGGUUUUAAAGUAAAUAAGAAUUCAUGAACAUUUCUUCCU